AAACUAAUAAAUUCGACCAGCCGUGAAAAUAUUGAAGUUUUAAAGAUGCCAAGAUGAAACAUAGUCAAAAUUCACGUGGGAUACAUGGACUUGUGUAAUUAAUGAAAUGGCUGAUGGGAAGAUGAAUUCCGAAACUAAAAGCGAUGAGCCGUCUUUGGUGAAACUGCAACAAGAGGCACUGGCUUGUUUGGAUGGAUUUCCAAACAAAGUUAUAGAACUGAAUAACAUCAUCGAGACAUACAUGCCUGUGACUAUUAAGACAAGAAGCUCUUGCAGAAAUACUGCACGUCGAGUGCCGAGGUCACGAGCUGUGUCCUCCACUAUCCUAGAUUAUGAUCUCACUACAAAUCCUGAAUUAGAUGUAACAAGCUGUUAUUCAUUAUCAGCAUAUGAUCGAGGACAUACCCGACGUGGAAUUUGCAAAAGAAAAUUCUACCGUUUAAUAGGUUUUCAUGCAUCUACCCUUCGUCGCCGACCUGGGCCUCUAGGUCAGUUACUCGCUUUUAUAGCCAGUAAACUAACAAUGUGUGCGAAGAAUUUUGUAAUUACACCAUCCUGGUAUAUCAUCGAUAGAAUAAUUUAUAUUAUUUUUCAACGUAGGCGCCAGUUAAAGAAUGUACAGUGCGGGCCAUCAGCAGAUUGGAACGCUUCUAUCUCAUCGUACAUAAAUAAUUACAAGAACGAUAAUACGAUACUCGGAAACUUUAUCAGCGUCAUCAGACCAGCUGCUGUACAACUAAUUGCUGAUACAACUGUAGUAGAUUAAUGCCCCUUUGGAAAACGACAUUUUCUAUCUCAUCUGAAAAUUGCCGUGUGACAACGAACAACGACACAUUCCAGAAGGGCGUCUUUUAGGGCGAGAAUCUUCCAAGAAUCACUUCACCAAGAAUCUUCUGCUGUUUUACAUCACACUUUUGGCACUAUCUCUCGCACUACGCAAUUCUUCUAAGUACCUCUGCGGCGACACUAAUUAUCGUGAGCAUAGAGGCUACUCAUAUAUUUCAUAUAGAUCACCUGAAGGUCUAUGAUUGUGGUGCAAGCCAACUUCAAGUUGCUUAAAUAUCGUUAAGCAGUACACAGAAGAAAUUUUUAUGGACUUUCGAAAAGACAAGUGUGCCAAGAUUAAUCUGAAGGAAGGAAAGAUUACUGGAGAGACCUAAACACACCUGGGCGUACCUCAAAGCCGCAUUCAGGACGUAACAUGAGUAAAGGAGUCUUUCUGAAGCAGAUGGUUCGACAGAUUUGGUCUUUAAACCUGUCGGAAUUAAACAAGGCAUCUUCAACGAACAUUAUUGGGAUCCCGGUUCUAAUUCUACUCGCUAUAGGGUGGUUCGAUGGACGAAGAACGAUAUUCAGACCCUUCAAAUCGCCACUCGUAAGGUCAUGCAUAUUCGUUUGGGAUUACACAUCCCACGCCUCAGGAAUUUACAAUUCAAAAUCAUCUACAGCCUACAAUUCUUAUCCGAUUCACUUUGGUCUGAAUAGCAGAAAAAUCUGUAAAAAAUGCAAAAAAUCCACAUUUUUUGCGUAAAAACAAAGAAAACAAAAGUUUAUUAAAAAAUAUGAUCUCAAAAAAGCUCCACGCUGCUCCGCUGUGGUUCUUAUUGACCCUUUUUAAAAAUUUGUUUGUUUACAAUUUUGACUUCGAAUUGGAAUUCCUUGACCCCAAAAACUUCCUAAUUACUAUUUUCACGAACGUGAUGUCAUUUUUUUUUAAAUUUGGUCCACUAGUGUAUGACGUAUAUAUUGUUUUUGACCAUUUGAACCUCAAAUUUGAAUUCCUUGUCACAAAAAACCGCUGACGUCAACGUUUCACGAAUGUAACGUCAGUUUUUUCAAACUUGGUCUACUAUUUUGUGGCAGCUAUUUUGUAUGUGAUAAUUUUAAACUCAAAUUUGAAUUCCCUGACCCUGAAAACAUGAGGGUACUGAGUUUCAAAAAAAUUUACUCAUUACUUGAAUUUUGGCCAACCUUGCGAGUGUUUCCGACCACUGAACGGUUAUCAAAUUUUUUCGAAGCGAUCAGCAAUAGUUGCGUAAAUGCGUAUAUCGAUCAAAUGUUUAAAUUUUUAUUAUUUUGU
This is a messenger RNA of Belonocnema kinseyi, 2080 nucleotides long. RefSeq lists its product as uncharacterized. NCBI's taxonomy places the organism in Eukaryota, Metazoa, Arthropoda, Insecta, Hymenoptera, Cynipidae. The transcript has 5 exons. The record is from RefSeq and is a predicted model, not a curated record. Bases 107 to 766 code for a protein of 219 amino acids.